Messenger RNA from Heterocephalus glaber (naked mole-rat), 4638 nucleotides. NCBI's taxonomy places the organism in Eukaryota, Metazoa, Chordata, Mammalia, Rodentia, Bathyergidae. The record is from RefSeq and is a predicted model, not a curated record.
CCACUGAUAGGCUGUGUGGUCCUGGGUGAGUCCUUUUCUUUCUGGACUUGUCUUCAUCUGAAAAACGGGGGCAUGAUAAUCUAUGACCUUGUAGAGUUCUAUACUCCUUUGUCUGGAAUGGUUGAAGUGGUAGGAAGAAGAGAGAUGAUGCUCCUUCAGAGGUUCCCAGUAUGCUUUAAGGUAACAUGGUUCUCAGCUGGGACAUUAUUGCCACACUUGGGAGAGGCAGAGGAUUCUGCUAAAUACCCUAGAAUUCACAAGACUGCCUCCCUAACAAAUUAUCCUGCCCACAAUGUUAGUAAUACCAAUAAUGAGAAACCUUGUUAUAAGGAAAUUCAACUGCAUUUUUGCUCCUCCAUUUUAUAAUCACUUUUGUAAUUCCAGGUAACCUCAUAUUUAGUUCCUUUCCUGAUUGUCCUUCCUGUUGAAGAAAUAGGAGUUUAAUUGCUAAGCUGUGUUAAAGUUAUUGGCUUAUAUUCAGACAAACAGUGGUAAUUUAUUAACUAGUGUAUCAGUUACAGUUCAAUCAAAAAAGAACCACUAGGAGUGUAUAUACAUUAUCUAAUCUAACAUUUUUACAGGAAUCUUACUUAGGUAUGGCAGCUGGAUAAACAGUCAGCAUAAGAUGAUUGUUUUCAUGUCUGGUAGAAAAGCUUGAAAUUCAUAGGGCAGGCAGCCAGGAAGGGAAAAUAGAUGUAAAGUAAGAGAUAGCAUAGACAAGCUAGAACCCAUGAAAAUAGACCUCGACUCACCUUUAUCCUCACCACCUCUAAUUGUGAUGGAGUGGGUAUCCUGCAGGAGAAGCUGAUGCCCUAGUAAGUGUAAGAGGACCUAGGGAAAGGACUAGCAGUUACAGGCCCAGCUGCUAUCCCACACCAACAAAGUAGCCAAUGUAUUGGCAACCAUGUGUGUGACUACAGAAGUGCAUGCUCCAGCCUUGCAAGCUGAAAUACAAACUAGUUGCUAUUUCAUUUCUCCCUUCUAGGUUUUUCACAAAAAUAUCUCCUGUUGUUUACCAUAAGCAAAAAUACACAAGGAAGGGAAUCCUGGAGAAGAGAGUUCAGCCUAAGUCAUAUUGAUGUAGGAAAUGACAUAGGACUCCAAAUGAUAUAGGGGAAGUACUAUAACUCCCAACCUGCUAGAUGUUCAAUAUGUUGAGUUUGUGUUCCCCAAAAUCAAAGAAUGAAUUCUAAGGAACAACAGAGGUUAAGAGUUGGAAAUACUUAUUGAGGGGAAAGAUACAGCUCCUUAGAGGGAGGAAGGGACCCGAAAGUGGGUUGCUGAGGACCCCACUUCUCAGGGGAAGUUUUUUUGAUACCAGGGAUAGAACUCAGGACCUUGUGCUUUCGAAGUAGGCGGCAGCACCACUGAGCUAAAUCCCAGGCCUUCAGGAGAAGUUUUAUAGAGCACAACCAAGUGGGUACAACAUGAGUUACGGCUGUGAUCAGUAAGAUUAUAAAUAUAGUCACUUAGGUAACAUUGAGUCAAUGGGGAAGUAAGUCAUGUAGCAAGUGUACAUGGAAGGAACAAAGAACUUUUCAGGAAGAAAUGUCUGAGGGUCUUGGUCACACUGAGGUGACUGAUAUCUAUCUAGACUUCAUUAGACCAGUGUUACCACUUAUCUUAAGCCUGGUCAUUUUGUCUUUCUCUUGAGACCUGGCCUCCAACAGUUGUACCUCUGGCCAGGGUUGUAAUGUUUUUACCUUUGUCCUGACUCUCAAGCUCCUAUCUAAAUGCCUAUAAUGUUUCUGCCUAGCUUAGCUAUCUAUAAUAAUAUUACAAAUUACAAAGCUACAACUGAGUCUCUGUUUUUGAGAAUCCAUAAAGUGUAGGCCUUGAAUUCAUGUCUGUUCAACUGAAUGUGUGCUGCAUUAGUCAUGCUGAUCUAGGAAGUUGUGAGUUCCUUUUUUUUUGAGCAGGAAAAAUCAUUUGCAACAUUAGAAUGCCCUACCACACUGUUUUGGUGUAAGGAAAUGUUUCUUAGAUUUGAUAAAAACUUCCAUGCUUUUCACUUCAAGUGCUAGGCACAUGGCUUUUAAGGUUAUGCUAACCUGUGGCAUAGCAUGCUUACUCUGAGAGGUUUUAGAGAAGCCAUACAAAUGGUCCCAUAUUAUAUGAUUUCAUUAAUACGAAAUACUUGGAAUAGGUACAGUUCAUCCAUAGACAGCAGACUGGUGGUUCCAGGGAUUCUGGGUGGAAAAGUAUAGGAAGUUGUUGCUUAAUGUGAAUAGGGUUUCCUUGUUCUACAACUGGAGGUAGUUGCAGAGAAUUCUGAAUGUACUGCUAACUGGUUCAUUUUAAAAUGACUAAUUUUUUUUUGUUGUUUUUUUGAGACAGGGUCUCAUUAUGUAGUCCACAUUAGCCUUGAACUCAUUAAGGAGCCCAGGCUGGGCUCACAGCGAUCUUCCUGCCUCAGGCUUCCACGUGUUGGGAUUAUAGGCAUGUGCCACAAUGCUUGGCAUAAAAUGGCUAAUUUUAUGUUAGGUGAAUUUUGCCUCAGUAUUUUUUGUUUUUAAAUUUAACAAGAGGACUAGAGACUGGAGUAGUUUCAAAUUCUGAUCUUAAUUUCAUCAUUACUAUAAAAUUGAUCACUGAUUUCCUAAAUACAAAAACAGUUGGAAAUAUAACUCAAGUAAUCCUAAGAUAUGUAUGAUAUUUCAGUCUGCAAAAAAAAAAAAAAGAUUUUUAAACCCCUAGAAAUCCAGAAUCUUGUGUUUGGAAGAAGGUCCCAUACUGGUCUGCCAUAGUACUCCUACAAAUAGUGAAAGGAACUUGUAUCAUCAUGUUCAGGUCAGGAAAACCUUUUAAAUGAGUCUGGCCCCUUUAAAAAUCAGACUGAAGUGAUCUGGUAGCUAAGGAGUCAUAAUGACAACUUUCUUGGGUAAUUCUUAGAAAUGUAAUUUUUUGCCUGCCUGAAUCAGAAGUACUGAGGAGAAGCACUCCACCACUGACAGAGCUGGCAGACAGAGCUUCUGGGUAAUCUCAGUGUGGUUAGUGAGAGAUGUAUGUAGAUAGGUUUAUAUACCUCAAGGUUUAUUUUCAAAAAUCUAGAUGUCUCAGCCCUAGAUAUAAAGGACAGUGAUAUUUAGCUGGGGCUCUUUUCUACCCUGUGGGGAACCCAGAGUUUAGUGAAAAGGGAGAAUUUCUUUGAAAUGAGGUCCUAUGUAUUUCUGAAGCAUAGGCCAUGGAAGGGAGGUGAUCAAGAAUACCUCUGAAAUCCACUGCUAAUGGAAAUAUAUCUGCUGAAAAAAAUGCCUGCAGCCUGAAUUUGAAUGAGAGAGGCGCUGAAUUUCACCAUCACAAGUACUUGUGACCUCAGCAUACACAUCAUCAUACAUAAGCCCUCCUUCAUAAAACUUUAUCUGUCUAGGGUAGGGAGCCAAAUUGAUAGGGAUGUGUCACUGCAAGAUAUGAUGGCUUGGAAAUGGACAUAUUAGAAGACCUUAAGUCCCUGCAGUUUGAGUAUGGGAUUUCAGAGGAAGAUCGUUCCUGGCUCUAUUUGCGGGGCCGUUCUCGGGGACUAAUGAUUGAGGCCUGUGCCCAUGCAGUCUUCUUCUGCAAAGUAUUCCGUGAUUUGAGGAAUCAAGGUUCCAGAUCACUCUCAGUUGGAUCACUUGAUUUGGCCUCUACUGAUGAUGAGAAGUUAAAAGUGGGGAUCAUCGGAGGUGGCCAUCUUGGGAAGCAGCUGACUUGUGCACUUGUCCCCCUCCCUGCUGAGAGCCUGCGCAUCUCCACUUGGAGGCCAGAGACCUUGACUGAGUUCCAGAAAUUGGGGAUCCAGUGCUUCUACCAUAACUCUUAUCUGGUAGUUUGGGCCAACGUGAUAUUCCUCUGCUGCUUGCCAUCUCAGCUGCCUCCUAUCUGCUUAGAAAUUCAAUACAGCCUUAAGAAGACCUGCAUUGUGUACAGCUUUGUAGCUGCCAUCCCACUCCCCAGGUUGAAACUCCUACUGAACACCCCCAAUAUUUUGCGGCCUAAGUGUCAGUGUGCUGAGGAUUUUGACAAUAUCUGGGGGGCCAAUAAAGAAAUCACAGCUGCUCUCCAAGAUCCUGUGAUUCUUUGGGCUACCUGCCCUUACAGUCCUGCUGGGGGAAUAACCCUUAGUAUCAAAUGGUUGGAUGCACUCCUAAACAUCUGCACAGCAAGCAACAUGGCCCAUUCACAAGUGCUGCAACUUCUGAACAAAGUGUUUCUGUCUAUGCACUACAAAGACUGUAAAACAGAUGAAGCAUCUUGCCCUGAAUUUCAAUUAACAGAUUUUGUCAACACAGUCUAUGUGAAGAAUAUGUUUCAAAAAAGGCCUUUCCCAUGGUUUGAUCUGACUGAUGUGCAGCUCAAGGAAACUUCCUUUUGCCAGCUUCUCUCAAGCAGUACUGUUCUCCAAGACUACCUUACCCAUCUAUACUGUGACUCAUUUGGCAUCUCCCUAGUCAAAGAAGAUUAGCCAAUGAUCUCCAUGGAUGCUACAACCCAGUAAGAGCUCUCAGGGAUGAGGGGUUUCUUUUUCCCUCUCACAGAUUUGCUCUAUGUGGUUACAUCCCCAAUUAUCACAAUUGACAAGUAAUCAUGUGACUGUAUUGUGCUUGAAAAUUGUAUUGGUGGAUCUUUUACAUGUAGAAUAAACAAGAGGUCAAUAUA